AUGAAACAUGUCGAAGUUGACGACCAGCUGGUCAGUGCUGCCACUCCAGCACCAAUACCCGAAGAGGAUCUCAAGAAGAGCGAAAGAGAUCUUGAAGAGGGAUCAACAUCAGUCGAAUUCGAUGAUCCUCCUUCCGACGACCCCAAUGCUGUUGAUUGGGACGGCCCUGACGACCCAGCCAACCCCCAGAAUUGGUCAACCAAAAAGAAGACAAUCAAUGUCAUCCUCGUCUCAUCGGUUACAUUCGUCACGCCACUUGCGUCCUCCAUAUUUGCACCAAGUAUCGAUCAAGUCAUGAGGGAGUUCCACUCGACAAACGAGCAACUGGCAUCGUUCAUCGUCUCGGUAUACCUUCUCGGCUACUGCUUUGGUCCCCUAGUCAUCGCGCCCUUGUCUGAAAUGUACGGCCGACUCCCGCUGUACCACAUCUGCAAUGUUCUCUUCGUCGCCUUCACUGUGGCCUGCGCCAAGGCCCCUAACCUGGGGGGACUGAUUGCAUUCCGACUCCUUGCUGGUCUUGCUGGAUCCUGCCCGUUGACAAUCGGAGCUGGCUCGUUAGCUGAUAUGAUCUCCAAGGAGAAGCGUGGAGCUGCCAUGUCUUCGUGGGCUCUCGGACCUCUUUUUGGACCAGUAAUUGGACCAAUUGCUGGUGGAUAUCUUUCGUCAGCGAAGGGCUGGCGAUGGUCUUUCUGGGUUGUUGCUAUUGUUGCUGGUGCUAUCACGAUUGUUGCUUUCAUUUUUAUGAGAGAAACAUAUGCGUACGCUCUUCUUGAGAAGAAGACCAAGAAGCUGCGCAAAGAAACAGGGAACACUAAGCUUCGGUCAAUCCUUGACAAUGGCACGACUACGGAGGAAGUCUUCCGCCUGGCCAUUACGAGGCCUACUAAGAUGCUUCUCUUCGCGCCCAUCGUGUCGCUACUAUCAUUUUACAUGGCUCUGGUGUACGGGUAUCUCUACCUCCUCUUCACAGCUAUGCCAUCACUCUUUGAAGGAGAAUAUCAUUUCUCCAGCGGAUCAGUUGGCCUGUCGUAUAUUGGUCUCGGAGUUGGCUCCUUGACAGGCCUUGUCAUUUCUGGAGCAUCAAUAGACCGCUUUGCUCAGUAUCUUACUAGCAAGAAUGGUGGAGAGCCCAAGCCAGAGUAUCGACUUCCGUUCAUGGGGGGAGCCUGCUUCAUCGUUCCGGCUGGAUUAUUUAUGUUCGGAUGGUCUGCUGAGAAUAAAGACCAUUGGAUUGUGCCAAUAAUCGGUACUUCGUUCUUGGGAUGUGGCAUGAUCAUCGUAUUUAUGUGCAUCUCAGUCUACCUGGUCGAUGCCUAUGUUCAGUAUGCUGCGUCUGCCAUUGCUGCAAGCACUGUACUUCGUUCGCUGGUCGGGGCAUUAUUACCUCUUGCAGGACGAAGUAUGUACAAGAGCCUAGGUUAUGGAUGGGGAACCUCGCUGCUAGGCUUCAUUGCAGCUGCAGCGAUCCCAUUGCCGUUUGUCUUUUACAAGUACGGCGAAAGGAUUCGAAGAAAGAACUUGUUUGACGUCAAGUUCUAG
Molecule: messenger RNA, 1539 nt
Organism: Fusarium mangiferae
Lineage: Eukaryota; Fungi; Ascomycota; Sordariomycetes; Hypocreales; Nectriaceae
Exons: 5
Coding region: 1-1539 (512 amino acids)
Biological process (GO): transmembrane transport
Molecular function (GO): transmembrane transporter activity
Source: RefSeq, a predicted model, not a curated record